CUCAAUAAAAUUAGUAAACAUAAAAGUAAAUUCCUUCACGGAAGCUUCGUGGACUUUUUAUUUUAGAAAUCUAAAAGUCUAUGAAAGAAAAGUAAGAGUUUUAAGACAUGCGGCUUUUACAAUCAAUCUUUUUUCGAGCAUUAAAAGAGCGGCGUUUUAAGUACAGAUACUUCAGCAUAAAGAAAAGUAACAGUUAUGUCUCCAAGAAUGGAAGCCUGCCAUUCAGCGAUGUCACCGUGGCUGACCUCUUGGAUAAUGCAUCUGACACGUAUGGAGGCCAUACUGCUUUGAUAUCUGCCCAUCAAAAUAUUGCAAAAAAUUAUUGGGAGCUUAGAAAUGAGGCAGAAAAACUCGCGUCUGGUUUCAUAGCUUGCGGUUUACAAAAAGGAGAUAAAAUAGCUAUUUAUAGUCCUAAUUGCUACGAAUGGUCACUAACGCAACUGGCUGCUGCCAAGUCUGGUUUGAUUUUGGUUGCUAUAAAUUAUUCAUGCACACCUCAAGAAUUGGAAUAUUGUUUGAAAAAAGUAAGUUGCAAAGCUGUCGUAUCCUUUAACAAACUUGAACAUCAAGAUUUUUAUGAAACUUUCAAUAAAAUCAUACCCAAUCUGAGAGCAAACAAAGCAGGGCGAAUUCAAAGUGACAAGUUUCCUAGUUUAGAGAAAGUUAUUAUGAUGUCGGAUGAGAACAAAGAAGGAACGAUACGUUUUAAAGAUGUGCUAGAGAGUAGGAAUAGAGAGAGUGAUAUUGCUCUAUCUCAAAUUAAGAAGACUAUUCAAUUUGAUGAUCCAUCGCAUAUUCUAUUCACAUCAGGAACAACUGGUUAUCCAAAAGCAGCAAUUCUUAAUAACCAAAAAGCACUCAACAAUUUAAUUCGAAUAUUUUAUCGCUUGGGUUUCGACAAAAUGGAACCAGUAAUAUGCUGUCCAGUGCCAUUUUUUCACAUCUUUGGUUGCCAUAUUGGAACAUUAGGAAUGAUCUUAAGCAAAUCUACCACAAUUUUACCUAGUGCUACAUACAAUUACGUUAAAAACUUGAAUUGUAUUGAAAAAUAUAAGUGCAACGUUAUGUACGGAACGCCAACUAUGCUAGUAGAUUUACUAAGGCGAUCCAGAGAACUCCAGAUGGAUAUAAGUACCAUAAAUACAAUUGCUACAGGAGCGUCUCCUAUUCCAGAAAGUCUAAUGAAAGAUUUAUACUCGAGUUUUAAACAGCCAAAUAUUCAUGUGAUGUAUGGUCUAACAGAAUGUGGAGCUAUAGCACAAAUGGGAAGUGACAUUGAUUGCGAAACUGCAAUGAAAGGGUUUCUUGAGCCCUGUGAGCAAACAGAGGUCUCUUUUGUUUCCCAGCUCAAGAUAAUUGACAAUAAAGGUUUUGUUGUCCCAAAGAAUGUUAAAGGAGAGAUAUGUAGUAGAGGAUAUACAACUUUCUUGGGAUAUUUUGACGAUAAAAAUAAAACAGCCAAAUCAGUAGAUAAGAACAAUUGGUUUCAUACUGGGGAUAUAGGUAUCAUGAACAAUAAGGGAUGGGUGAAAAUUGUUGGAAGAAUCAAAGAUAUGGUGAUCCGAGGUGGAGAAAAUAUUUUCCUAACAGAAGUAGAAAAUUUCUUAAGUACUCAUCCAGCUGUUCUUCAAGUAAACAUAUGUGGCGUUCCUGAUGAAAGAUUGGGAGAAGAACUUUGCUGUUGGAUUGUUUUAAAACCAAACAUGAGUCUCACAGACGAAGAUGUUCGAGAAUAUUGCAAAGGAAAGAUAAGUCAUUACAAGAUACCUCGAUAUGUAAUGUUCGUGGAAGAUUUUCCAAAAACAACCACAGGGAAAAUUAAGAAACAUGAAAUGACGGAGAUUUCUAAAACGAAGCUGAGCUUGUAACACCAUCAAAAAACUAAAAUAACUAGCUCAAUUCUUUCUCUAUUUUUGUUUUUAAUUUGAAUAUCUUUAAAAGAUUCUUUAUGCUACUUUUGAAAUUUGGUAUUUAUCAAAUGUUUAUCUGCACAUAUGUUGUGAUGAUUUAAAAUUUGAAUUUUAUAUAAAACCUGCAAUUCCUCUUGCUAUUUUUUAAUAAUUUUUUAUGCUUCCAGUAUAAACUUUUUUAUUUUUUAUCUCAUAUCAUCCUUAGUAUCUUUGUAUAUUCUCAUAUUAUUACAUAAUCCUUUAAAAAUAUACAUGCAAUUUCAGUAUACACCCUAUAUGGAUCAAGCGAUUUCAAAUUUGCUUGUUUUUUGCAUGACUUGCUUACAACAUUGUAUUUUAUAUGUUUGUAUAACCACCUGUUUUGAAAAAAUACUAAUGUCUGAAUCGUAAUAUUCUACUCUUAAAUGGAUUUUUUAACCUUGAUUACAAGAAUGCAAAACGUUAUUAAAGUAUGAGUACAAAUUUUAAUCUUAACAAUAAAACACAGAAUUUUAUUUCUCAGAAACAAACUUGUUCUGUUGUUUUCUCUUAAGAAACAACUUAUGCUCUAUACUUUCCGUUUCACUUGUUAGUAGCAAUGAAAUUAUUUAUUUCAAAAACAAAGUGCUUCCAAUUAUUAAAGCUUUACCAAAAUAAUAUAAGGUGAGUAAAUCUGCAAUUAUUAUUUUCAUCAUUUUUGAAGUCAGAAGUAAAAUAAAUUUUUUGAAGCAAUUAGAAUCAAUUUGAAAUUAUUUGACAAAUGCAUACCACAAACCUGAGUGACCAUGAUCAUAUAUAUGCGAGAGUUAUUCAAAUCCAAUAUUAUAUUAUAUUAUUCAAAUCCAAUCAAUGUUAUUGAAAUUAUAUUAUUCAAAUCCAAUCAUUGUUUGUAUUUAGUUGGAUCAUUUUUUAAUUAACUACCUUAAACAUGAGUGACUCUAUUUAACGUUAUUUUAUUUUAUUUUUAAUUAAUAUAUAUUUUACGCCUGAAUACAGACAUUUAUUUAAUUCUUGCGUAAUUCAGGUGACUAAGAAGUUAGGUUUUGAAUUGAAUUUAAACGUUGUUUGAGAAAAGUUAGAAAAAAAAGCAUUCUGUUAUUAUUUACGUACCUUAAACCUGAGCAACUUAAUUAACCAUACAAAAUAUUUAAACUAUAUUUUAGAUUGAGUGCAAAGAAAUAAAUAAUUCUUACGUAAUUUGGAAGACUUAGAAGGUAGAUUGUGAAUUUAAAUGGAUCCUUGUUUACAUAUAAUUGGAAGUACAGAACUUUGUUAUUGUUUAAGUUUUUAAAUUAGUAUAAGUCAUGAAACUUUUUGGAGUAACCGAUGAAGUUGUAAAGGCAUUUUGCAAAAGGUAGUUGGUAUAAACCACAAGUAUUUUUUUUU
Parasteatoda tepidariorum (common house spider) is the source of this 3275-nucleotide messenger RNA. The record is from RefSeq and is a predicted model, not a curated record. NCBI's taxonomy places the organism in Eukaryota, Metazoa, Arthropoda, Arachnida, Araneae, Theridiidae.